CGUCCGUCUCUACCAAGCUCGCCGCCUGAACUCGUCUCCGACUCGCUGCCCCUAAAUUUCUCCUCCUCCGUCUGCCGCUCGUAGAAACCCUAGCUCGGGCAUUCGUCGGAGGUUCUCCAAGGAACGAUGUCGUACGACGACGUGGAGAUCGAGGACAUGGAGUGGAACGAGGAGCUGCAGGCGUACACGUAUCCCUGCCCCUGCGGCGACCUGUUUCAGAUCACGAAGGACGAGCUCCGCCUCGGGGAGGAGAUCGCCCGCUGCCCGAGCUGCUCCCUCUACAUCACCGUCAUCUACAACGCCGAGGACUUCGCCGAUGGCUCCGAUAAAAACAAGAGCUUGCAGCCCUCAGGAAAUCAGGCCGUCGCCGUCGCUUGAAUCCCCACGUCGUGUGCCAAACUCAUUUUGCGGUUCAUUAAUUUCUGACAGGCUAUAUGUUUAUCAAAUUGAUUGGUCGUCCGAGUAUUCAAUAGAUUGGUGUUGCUGCUCUUGUUCUCAUGGAGGUGGAAGGAACACAAUUCAUGAAACCAGUGCACUCCCAAAGUUAGUUGCUGCUUAUAUCAAGUUUUUCCGAGUUCAAUCCGUUGAUUGGCAAUUUUGAUCACAGCAGCGAUGUUCACGAAUUUGUUCUGGCAAGGAAAGAGUGUACUUGGGAGGAUUUCGGGAUGGAUUCAUAUACGAGUUUAUGUGCGAAAGAAUGUUUCUUUAUGCCUGGUGAAUUUUUGCUCUGGCUUUUUUGAGAUGAUAAUUAUUUUAUGAAAUUGUUGUCAUCUGAGUAUGCAGCAAAUUUGUUUUGCUGGUCCUGUUCUCAUGGAGCUGGAAGGAACGCAAUUCAUGAAAACCAAUGGACUUCUCAAAUUUAGUGCCAAUGACAUUGCUGCUUAUAUCAAGUUUCCUCGAUUUCAAUCGGUUGAUUGGCAAUUUUGAUCAAAGAAACGCUGCUUAUGAAUUUGUUCUGGCGAUAAAAGCAUGUUCUUGUGCCUACUCAUUGCCCUUCCACGAUAGUUUGCCUUUCCGACUUCGUAAAUCUUUGUAAAUUUGCAUGGGAUUGUUUAGUUUUAUGGAUGGAUGGAUUGAUUA
Molecule: messenger RNA, 1080 nt
Organism: Punica granatum (pomegranate)
Lineage: Eukaryota; Viridiplantae; Streptophyta; Magnoliopsida; Myrtales; Lythraceae
Source: RefSeq, a predicted model, not a curated record